GACGAGGAGGAUAGAUCGAAUUUUAAAGUUAGGUGCAAAGCGUCACGUUCGUGAUGCUUUUAUCGCUUCGAUUUGGCUCGUACUUGACUCGAGCAGUAAGUGGGAAGCAUGGGUUGGACAGUGAGCGCGAACGAGUACGGCGUCAGUUUGCGCCGAGUCCUCAACGUGGGAGCUGCGCUCUCUUGAUGCGUUCUUGCAAUAGAAAGGAGCCUUUUCCUUUUUAUUACUUACUGAGCGAGUCUUUACUCCGCGUUUUCAUGUUUUCGGAUUUCCCUUUAUUAUCGAUGUACAGAAGAGGAACGAGAACACAUUGAGAUAAUAAAGUAGCGGAUUCAGUGAUUUAUCAAGAAAUAAUUCAAAAGUGUGUACAGUGUACAAAGUUAUUUUUACAAUUUCUUCUUUCAUCGUCACACUGCCACGACCGAACGUUAUUUUCAGUCCAGUUUCUAAGGUUCCUUGCUUUUCUUACAACGCCAGCAGCUGCUCUUUGACGUUAAGGUGCGAAAGGAGGUGAAGGUUGAUCGUGUGUCACGCGUACGGUAACCGUGUAACACUUGCACCGUUGUCGUUCAUGCAAUGAGUAUGAGAGUUCUCGUUUGAAAGGUACUACCAGGGAAAUCGACGAACGAUAUGCUGUAUAAAAGACACGCAUGUCUAUAUUAUAAAUAUAGUGAGAAUACUUCGCAUAGAGUCAUAUGACCGUCGUUGGCCGCUCGAUAAAAUAUAAAACGAAGAACGAAAAGGAGAAGGAAGAAAAAAAGAAAAAGAAAUAACAAAAGUACGACGCGAUCGAAUCUUUAUACGUAUUACCGUGAUCGAAUAUCAACUAUAACUUCACUGCUUGAUGUCUCUGGAGGAUUCACGACGUUCUCAACGACCGUACAGGUAUGGUAUGGUCUUGUUAUGUGUCGGAGCUCUGAUAAAUUGGCUAGGACUCGCGGAAAAUUACGUCGAACCAGUUCGAUAUGUUGGAGUCGCUUGCAUAGUCGCAGGGGCACUUUUGAUUUGUGCAGCGAUGUGUUGCUGGUUACAUGCGCCGCCAACUCGGACCAGUACGCACGCGCAACACGCGAAUCAUCCGAUUACAGCCCAGUUUGAAGAGUCUUUAGAUCAAUCCAGGUCAGUCCUUUAUUAUCAAGACGCAAGGAGCAACGUACGUUAUCGCAAGAAGAUUGACGAUCCGAUCCACGUGAUCUCGAUCGACGAACCACCGAGUGGUGCGAGACAAAAGCCACCGGACUAUGAGGCUGUAACCGAUGCACCACCUAGUUACGAUGAUGCAAUCAAAUUGAAUCCUGGUCAUUUGAUUAGGCUAAGCACGAGCAGUACGACAUCCUUAUCAACGGAACAUACGAUACCGGGAACCGUUGAACUGGUUCCCGGUGAAACAGCGCGAACACCGCCACCACCAUACGCGAGGUGAAAGGUUUGGGGCAAUCUAUGGUGAUUAUAAACAACAAGGACUGCGGCGCGUCUGCAGACUAGAAAAAGAAACUACCGAGAAGAAGUACAACGAAAGUCUUUUAAAAUUCUUCAUUAUACGAACGAAGAAGACUCGUUGUACGUGCAUAAUUGUCAAUUUAAAAAACGAAAACUAUCACGAAGGUGAUCUCUUGAAGGAGAUCAAUGAUUCGUGUGAAAAUAGACUAAAAUUGUGAUCCUCUCUGAGAAGAAACAAAGUGAGACAUACGAGACAAGACGCACGUUCCUUUCUUCGAAGAGAGGACGUAGUUCAUACUGCAGAGUUCGAUCUUUGCGGCCUGAUGUACCUACAAAUGUACGACUUACUCUAGAUGCGUCGCCGGCCACGCAAGCUGUCACUGUGAAUGUGACAGAAGACAAAUUCAAAUUUUUUUCAUUUUCUUUCAAAGAACGAUUUAAAUAAAGAAUGGAGAUUAUACGUCUGGAGAAGUUCUAACUAUUUGCUCACAAUACAACUGCCAAUUUGUGAUAAUUAUGAAUUUUGCCUGAAUACCUACGAACGAUUCUAUGAAACUAAUAUGUCGUAUUUUGUAUCUAAUUACGUCGUUGUAUAUCGUUAAGUAUUAAUGUAUAUAUUAUUAUUAUAAAUGUGCAAUGUAUACAUACAUCGCAGGAAAUGAAACGUCAUGGUCGUCUCUCUUAACUCGAAAGUUACGCAUGUGUGUGUGAGAUCAGUAAUUAUAGAUUAUUUAAUUUUGUUCGAAGAUCCAUGUUGCUUUGUUCCUAUGAAUGAAGAACGUUGAUUAACGAUGCUGCUUAUGUUAUUUUGAUUGAAAAGAAAUAAUAGACUGCAGUGCGAAUAAUUUUAUAAACUCUUUGAUACUGAUCACGUUCAUAACACGCUCGGUUUUAUGUACCUUCAAAUAUUGUAUAUUUGUCUAUGGUAGCGAAUCUUAAAUUUGUAUUUUUCAAUUUUGCGUUAAGAAGACGAUUCAUAAAUCUAGUAAUAAUGUUCCUAUUUAUUUGAAUGAUGAAACGUCUUUUAAGAUCUUUUUUAUGCGAUUUUGAUUAUUGGAAGUUGAUAAGCAAAAAUUAUUCGCACGCUUAUUAUUUGUGACAGUUUUGAGAACAUCACGCGUGUUGAAUAUCACUUCAUCGUUUCUGUAAGAUAAAGUCUUUUUUUAUAACGGAAAUAUAAAUAAAAAGAGUAAACUUUUAUAUA
Molecule: messenger RNA, 2644 nt
Organism: Vespula pensylvanica (western yellowjacket)
Lineage: Eukaryota; Metazoa; Arthropoda; Insecta; Hymenoptera; Vespidae
Exons: 6
Coding region: 845-1423 (192 amino acids)
Source: RefSeq, a predicted model, not a curated record